This is a messenger RNA of Syngnathus acus (greater pipefish), 3211 nucleotides long. It is a transcript of the gene unk, whose product is annotated as unk zinc finger. The coding region runs from base 232 to 2643 and encodes 803 amino acids. Gene Ontology annotation, biological process: cell morphogenesis involved in neuron differentiation. The record is from RefSeq and is a predicted model, not a curated record. Gene Ontology annotation, molecular function: mRNA CDS binding; metal ion binding. NCBI's taxonomy places the organism in Eukaryota, Metazoa, Chordata, Actinopteri, Syngnathiformes, Syngnathidae. The transcript has 15 exons.
CUAUCACUCUCGUUACUUUCUUUCAUCUGAAAUAACGUUUUAUGGAAUUAUAUGUAACAUUUGGGAAUGAAUCUCAAAAUUCCAACACGUCUUGAAUGCAGCAUUUGUACGACUUCCUCCAGUCUCGCGCAAACUCACAUCGUUGUAGAAUGCGGAUUUCUAUGCUAACUUUACUAGCUAGCCCCUUUUGCUAAAAACAAGCACUUAGCUGGGACUUUUGCCUGGGUUAACAUGUCUAAAUGCACGCACCCGAUACCCCCAUUAUCCUCAUCAGGGACUACCGGUGGUCAUUCGUCGUCCUCGUCGUCUUCGUCCGCUGGGGGCUCGACCUCUCCCGCAACCGUGUUGAACGUUCAGCCCGAAAAACCCCAACACUACACAUAUCUCAAGGAAUUCCGAACGGAGCAGUGUCCCCUCUUUGUACAGCAUAAAUGUACACAACACCGGCCUUUUUCCUGUUUCCACUGGCACUUCUUGAACCAAAGGCGUCGCAGGCCCGUGAGAAGACGGGACGGAACAUUCAACUACAGUCCAGAUGUCUACUGUACCAAAUAUGACGAGGGAACGGGAACCUGUCCUGACGGAGAUGAGUGUGCCUUUUUACAUCGGACAGCCGGAGACACGGAACGAAGGUAUCACCUCCGCUACUAUAAGACGGGAUCUUGCAUUCACGAAACGGAUACAAAAGGCCACUGCAGCAAAAACGGCUGCCAUUGUGCUUUUGCGCACGGUUCACACGACUUGCGCAGCCCUGUGUAUGAUGUCAGGGAAGCGCAGGUCGUUGAGUGUCAAGGUGGCGCGGGGCCCUCCGAAGGAGCCGGAGGAGACGCGCAGGCGGCGAGUACGGCGCUCAUCGAGAAGAUUCUGAGCGAGGAACCGCGCUGGCAAGAUAACAACUACGUGUUGUCCCACUACAAGACGGAACUGUGCAAGAAGCCGCCGCGCUUGUGUCGUCAAGGUUACGCCUGCCCGUAUUAUCAUAACAGCAAAGACAGGCGGCGCAGCCCACAUAAGCACAAAUACAGAGCUUUGCCUUGUCCGGCUGUCAAACUCAGCGAGGAGUGGGGCGAUCCCAGCAAAUGUCAGUGCGCCGAGGGAUGUCAGUAUUGCCACACGAGAACGGAACAACAGUUCCAUCCUGAGAUUUACAAGUCCACAAAGUGUAAUGACAUGCAACAGUGCGGCAGCUGUCCCCGAGGACCCUUUUGUGCUUUUGCUCAUGUUGAAACUUUUGUCUUCGAGGAGUCCUUCUCCUACCCCAGAUCCCCCCCACCACAACCCGGUCCCGUGGAGGAGCUCGCAGACUCCAGAGGACACAAUAAGGGCCCGGCUCGUGGCUCUGAUCCCUUCUCGCCCCCUGCCGGGUCGCAUGUUGCUGAGCGAAGCCUGCUGGGUAGUGUGCUAAGUUUGUGUGAGGACAUGAGGGGAGCAGCUGAGCCUUUGUCUCCUUGGGCUGGUGAAGGAGGCUAUGGCAGGGCGCCUGGAUUUGAGAGGGAGGAUCAGGCUAAACAAAGAAGCUUUGCGCUGGAGCAGCGCAGCAGGGAAGUGACAUCAGCGCCAAGCAGUAAACAGGAUCUACUGGUUUUUCUACCAGUAGGCAGCCCUUUAAGCCUGUCAUCCAGCAUCCCCUCCAGUCUGGCGGCAACCCCGCCAAGCCCCGCCCCCCUCGGACCGCCAAGCGUGGCAUCAGGCAUGAACGCCAACGCCUUGCCCUUCUAUCCCACCAGUGAGACUGUGGAGUCUGUUGUGGAGUCGGCGCUGGAUGAUCUUGACCUGAAUGAUUUUGGUGCUUCAGCAUUGGAGAGUAGUUCAAGUUUGCCGCGGGUGGGAGUGAGGCCUGGUGGGAAGCGGCUUCAGAGUUCUGCCCCAGUCAACAUCCCGGGAUCCUUUAGCGCACCAGCUCCUUUUAGCUCUCCUUCGCCGUCCCCGCCGAUCAGACCACGCGCUUCUCCAUUCUUCUCCACUCAGCUCUCCCAACCUGGCCAACAAGAGAGCCCCUUCCUGGGCCCAUCUCAUAGCUCCUUAGGUCUCAAUGGUAUGAGCAGUCACAUCUGGGAGCACUUCCCCUCAGGGCAGGGCUCCCCUGGCACCCCCCCUGCCUUGAUGCCCUCCGGCCCUUGCACAGAGACGUCCAGGCUCAAACAGGAACUCGAGGAGGCUCACAGGGCGCUGAAGCAGUGGGGACACAGCUGGAAACACACAGCUCAGUCGUGGGCCGCGCUGAAAGCAGACGCUGAGGAGUCGCGUGCCCUCGCGGGACGCUUGGCCGCGGAGGCCGAGAGAUCCAGGCAUUGUGAGGAGGAGGUGCAGAGGCAAUCUUCUCUCCUGGAGGAAGCGCUGGAGACCCUGAGGAGUGGAGACCACCCCCACCUAUCAUUACACCAGCUCCAGAUGCUCCACAGACUUCCUUUGGAAUCCAUCCUCAGUCUGCAGGCACAACUCUGCAGCUGCUUACACACCGUGGAACAGGUGGUGUACAAGAAGCAGAGGCAGUGUUGCGUGUCAUGUGGAGAGCAGGGCUCCGUCUCCCUGCCCUGCGGCCAUGGACUACAUUGCGAGAGCUGCUCGACAACCACCACGUGCCCCCUUUGUCCUGAAGCCGCACUGGAGCAGAAGCAGCAACAACAGCAGCAGCUCUCUUGACCCUUGGGACCGGUCGAACCACCGCGCCGCCGUGGAAAUUCCACGUGGGUCAGUCCUGAUUCCUCAACUACCAGCCGUAGCCGUGGCAGACUUUGCCCAGGUUCUUUGUUUUUACUGCAACAAAUGAUUCCUGACAGAUGAUCAUUUGAUGAGGUGUACAGUGAACUCUUGCAAAAAUCCCUCCAUUUUGGACAUCUAGCCCCCCAAAACUGCCCAAAGAUACCACCAGAUGGUGAUAAAGCACUUCGCUCCUCAACAUAAUAAAAACGAUACAUUUUAUUUGCAAGGCGCCUUUCAAGGUCGCCGUACAAACAUAAAAUAGCAUACACAAUUCAAAGAAAGAGUCGAGUUCCUUGGCACCAAGUUGGCACCAAGUUGGCACCGAAGCAAUAGUUCUAUUUUAGACAUGGCUGCAAAACAGCAAAGAGGUGGGACUUGCCCACUCAAUCUCAAAUGCGGGGGUUCACUGUACUCACAGUGAAUUCUAUUUCCAGUCAUACCAGGGGGAAGGAACACCAGUAUCAGUAUAUUUGAAGAGCUAUCGCUCAUGACCAGCAACACUGGAAUU